Molecule: messenger RNA, 1180 nt
Organism: Diceros bicornis minor
Lineage: Eukaryota; Metazoa; Chordata; Mammalia; Perissodactyla; Rhinocerotidae
Product: V-type proton ATPase subunit S1-like protein
Exons: 7
Coding region: 1-1038 (345 amino acids)
Cellular component (GO): proton-transporting V-type ATPase complex
Source: RefSeq, a predicted model, not a curated record
AUGGGAAGAAAAAUCUUGUUUAGUUUUUCUCUUAUUUUUUUAUGUAUGGGAUUUUCACUAACUUUGGACCAGAUACUUGCCAGGAAGAAUGUAAGUUUCAGCUCUCGAACAUCGUCAAAUAAAGAGACGGUUGUAAACAGUGAUCAACAGAAUAAUGGAGAUAUGAAAACAAUCCAGAAUUUCACAACAAUACCAAUGACACAGGCUCUCAGCUACAAUCUGAGCAGACAAGGCCAUUUGGAGAAAGAACCUUGGAAUGCGUUCAGCCAUCAUAGUCCAGUUAAUGUCUCCAUGGAUGGAAUUCCCUGCAUUCUCUUCUGGGCCAAAAGAAUAACAAUUAAAUUUAAGAAUCAGACCUGGCUGGACCUUACAGGUGAAGCUUUUGGCCAGAAGGCAACAGUGGAUGCUGGCAACUCAAACUGCAGUCAGGAAAGUGCCACGUUGUCUCUAAAGUUUGGUGAUGCUGAAAAUCCCAGAGGUCUUGCUAUAAGAUUCACCCUUACCAAUUACAACAAGUUGUCCAUCCAGAGCUGGUUUAGUUUGCACCGAGUUGAGAUUAUUUUCAAUAAUUCCAUCCAAGCGACUUUCAAUGCGACUGGCAUCUAUGCUCCGUCAAGCUCUUCCUACCACUGCCAGCACGUCAGCAGCCUGCAGCAGCGCUACGAUGCCCUCUUGGUGCCCAGCGACACGGGUGAUAGGUCGAGCCUGUGGGAGGUCACGUUUGUUGAUUUCCAGAUCCAAGGCUUUACCAUCAAGGGAGGACAAUUUGCAAAGGCCCGAGACUGCGCCUCUUCCUUCUCACCAGCUGUUCUGAUCGGCCUGGCGAUGUCCCUGAUCCUGCUGCUGGUGCUGGCCUACGCCCUGCACAUGCUCAUCUACCUGCGCUAUCUGGACCGGCACUACAGUUUCAUCGCCUCUCCGGCCCACUUCCCCCAGCUGAAAGCCCGAGAUGCAGCAGAAGAGAAGGAGUUGCUGAAGAGCCAGGGAGUUGAAUGCUAUGAACUGAGAAGCCAACGGAUCUGCAAAAUUUAUGUUUAACAGCACAGGCACGUCUCGCUCAAGUCCACAAUGGGCUUUGAAAGGACUUGUUUCUGUUCUCUGAUGUUUGACUUGUGAUAUAAGGUUUUCACCAAAUGGCUUGAUUAAAAAAAAGAAAAGGAAAAUACAUAAUAAAUCACUU